AUGCGUUUCACACCUUUCGGUACAAGCGCACUAUUCGCUGCGCUCCUCGCUCUUCCUACUGCUCUCGCCUCCGACUCUCUAACGCUCUACCUCCCCGCAAAGCCCAACCCUUUCACCCUCCCCGCCUCGACGCAUGCUACGCUCUCCUCGGCAGGCGUGCAUGUCUCGGCUCCUCUGUCUGCGGCCAACACUUUUGUCUUCCACAAUGUCACGCCCGGAUCGUACCUCGCCGACGUGCACUGUCCAACCGACGCGUUCCACCCGCUGAGGAUCGAUGUGCAGCUUGAGGAGGGUGGCGAGGAGGGUAUCGUGCGCGCAUGGGAGACUUACAGGGGCAAUGAUUGGAAUAACAAGGGCGAGGUUGUGUCUGUGAAGGAGGGAAGUAAGGGACGUGGGUUUGAGGUUCGGGCCAUUGGAGGGAAGAACUACUUUAUGGAGAGACCUCAAUUUUCCGUCUUUUCCAUUCUCAAGAACCCCAUGAUUCUCAUGGCUGUUGUCAGUCUGGGUCUCAUGGUCGGCAUGCCCAAGCUCAUGGACAGCAUGGAUCCCGAGAUGCGCGCCGAGUUCGAGGAGCAGCGAAAGAACAGCGCUCUGAACAGUGUCAUGAGCGGCCAGGCCUCAGCUGAAAACCCCCUCAGCAACUUUGAUAUGGCUGCGUACCUUGCUGGUUCCAAGCCUAAGGAAAGUGGCAAUGCACCCAACAAUGGCGGAAACCCUAAGAACCAGGGUGUGACACGAUAA
This is a messenger RNA of Fusarium coffeatum, 741 nucleotides long. RefSeq lists its product as uncharacterized. The coding region runs from base 1 to 741 and encodes 246 amino acids. NCBI's taxonomy places the organism in Eukaryota, Fungi, Ascomycota, Sordariomycetes, Hypocreales, Nectriaceae. The record is from RefSeq and is a predicted model, not a curated record. The transcript is spliced from 3 exons. Gene Ontology annotation, cellular component: EMC complex.